UGGGUGCACAGUGGACUUGAGCUUGUAGCUCUUGGCAUCCUGGCCGUGGACCUGCUGUGUUGAUUGUGGAUUUUCCUGAGGAUCUGGACUGUGGUGGUUGCUGGCUGAGUUGGACUUCACUUCAAACAUGAAGCUGAUUGUGAUCUUCAGUGCCCUCUUCGGGGCUUCCUUGUGCCUGGAAAAUUUUGUUGGGCACCAGGUUCUCCGAAUCAAGACAAGAAAUGAGGAGGAGGUUAAGGAGUUACAGCUUUUGGAAUCACUGGAACACCUUGGGCUUGAUUUCUGGAUAAAUCCCUCCACCCCUGCCCUCCCCGUGGAUGUGCGAAUCCCCGCUAACAGUGUCCAAGCAGUCAAAGCCUUCCUGAAAUCCCAUGGGAUUGAGUACUCCAUCCUGAUCGAAGACCUGCAGGUGGUUCUUGAUAAAGAAAAGCAAGAUAUGGCCUACAGUCAACAAAGGGAUCGCAGCAGCAACAGCUUCAACUAUGGAACUUACCACACUUUAGAUUCCAUUUAUGGAGAACUGGAUCACCUUGCAUCUGAGUAUAGCAACCUUGUCAGCAAGCUCCAGAUUGGGCAGUCCUAUGAAAAGCGGCCUUUGUAUGUGCUCAAGUUCAGCACUGGAGGACGCAACCGUCCCGCAAUCUGGAUUGAUGCCGGUAUCCAUUCCCGAGAGUGGGUCACGCAAGCGAGCGCCAUAUGGAUAGCUAGAAAGAUUGCCUCUGACUAUGGAAAGGAUCCAUCCGUCACCUCUCUGCUGAACAAAAUGGACAUUUUUCUGCUGACAGUCUCAAACCCUGAUGGAUAUGUAUUCACUCACACCACGAAUCGCAUGUGGCGGAAGACCCGCUCCAAGAUUCAAGGCAGUGUGUGUGUUGGAGUUGAUCCAAACAGGAACUGGGAUGCAGGUUUUGGAGGUCCCGGAGCCAGUAGUAAUCCCUGUUCUGAGUCUUACCGUGGGCCCAGUGCCAACUCAGAGGUGGAAGUUAGAUCUGUUGUCAACUUUAUUAAGAAACAUGGAAAUAUUCGGGCCUUCCUCACCCUCCACAGCUACUCUCAGCUUCUGAUGUAUCCCUAUGGCUAUAAGUGCACUAAGCCAGCAGACUACGCCGAGCUGGAUGCCUUGGGAGAAGCUGCUGCCCAUUCCAUCCAGUCCCUGUACGGCACCAGAUUUACAGUGGGGAGCAUUUGCUCUACUAUCUACCAAGCCAGUGGAGGCAGCAUUGACUGGAGCUACGAUUACGGCAUCAAAUACUCUUUUGCCUUUGAGCUGCGAGACACGGGGCGCUACGGUUUCCUCCUGCCAGCCAGCCAAAUUAUCCCAACUGCUGAGGAGACCUGGCUGGGCCUGAAAACAAUCAUGGAGCAUGUGCGAGACAAUUCGUACUAAAAGCUGGGGUGGGAAUCAGCUGUCUGUAGCAGCAAGGUCAUAAAUUGUCGUCCCUUGGUGUGCUUGCGACAGCUGUAAUGAUAUGGAACCUGGCUGAAUAAAAACCCUCUGUGCAUUCCUCCUA
Tyto alba (common barn owl) is the source of this 1511-nucleotide messenger RNA. RefSeq names its product carboxypeptidase A2. The coding region runs from base 128 to 1387 and encodes 419 amino acids. Gene Ontology annotation, biological process: proteolysis. The record is from RefSeq and is a predicted model, not a curated record. Gene Ontology annotation, molecular function: metallocarboxypeptidase activity; zinc ion binding. NCBI's taxonomy places the organism in Eukaryota, Metazoa, Chordata, Aves, Strigiformes, Tytonidae. The transcript has 12 exons.